CACACCCUUCCCGCUGAUGACCGUAAACAAGUUUCACCGGUUCACCCUCCAGCAAUGGAUUGACGAUUCAUGUAAAUAAAACAGAUCGACGCAGCUUAAAUUGCGCAAGGAUGGCGGACGAGGAGUCACUGAAGGACACGCUACCGGACGAGGAGAGGGAGUUUCAAAAGGCUAUAGCGAAAAUUGGAGGUAGCGAGAGGAUUUAUUUGGUGAGUGAUGUCUGCAGAAGUAAAGAUUUGGACGGAGAUGACGCCAAAAUAUUGCAGGAGUUCGUACGCGACAUGUUUCACGACGGCAGUCUGGUGGCAAACGGUCAUGGUGGCCCCCAGUCAAGUCCGACGAGCGAUCAUGGCGGUAAAGCAAGUACAAACCACGUUUCCAGCGAGGCGGAGACUGGAAAGGGCAAUGAAAAUUAUCUAACAGCGAGGCCCAAGGACUUGGAAUUGGGAGAGGACAGAGAGAAAAAGAGACGACCAGCGGGUAGUAGCAAUGCUCAGAGGACAGCAACGAGGAGGGCGAACAGUCACAGCCUGAAGCGAGCGAUAGACUCCCCUGUCAUCAUAUUCAUCUUCAGACAGACUUUCAUCGGCCGAGCUCCAAACGAGGUGUGCUUAAAAGAGAUCCUCAAGGAUGUAAAGGCACGCACGAAACGCGCUACAAUCGCCCGGCCAGCUCUGAUUGGAUUAAUCCACACAACCGACGAGAGCGCCGAGACGCGCCGGUGCGCCCAGCUUCUGGAGCGUCUGAUCCGCUCGGUGUUCCACAACCAUGCAUCAGAGGCGAUAUGGGUCGGCUGCUUCAUCCCGAAGACAGACACCCUAAUGCUCAGCAUCAAGAAAAACGUCUGCAGAGUUAUACAUUCAUCUCAAGCAGCAGAUAAUACUAGGGAUGAAGGGAACCCAGUUUUCUGGCCAUUGCAACGUUGGUUCAGCCACAGGAGAAGAGAAGACCGAGGUUCAAGCAGCGAGCAAAGAGGUGACGCUGAAAGUGCAGAAGAGGGCAUCCCUCUGAAAGCCUGUGCCUUGUCUACUGGACCAACUCUGAAUGGAGAUCCAUCUGGAGGAGACGGCUAAUGUAACCUGUGUGCUUUUUAGACUGAAAAGAGAAGCUGACCUCAGUGCUUUGCUACAGUGUUACAAUUUUUCUUUGUGAUGCUCAGGGACCCACUUCUUAUGAGCCAGCAUACUUCUUGUCACGUCAAAGCCACCUAAACACUGUCAGGUUUGAAACAUGCAUUAGUUUGUUAUGUGUUGAGAAAGCGUUAGACGGCUUACAGCAUAAGUACUCUUAUAAAAUGAUACAGGACUUGAUUCCUGGCUCACUGUUUGUCAGGGAACUUGUGUAUAUCAAAUACAGGGAAUUAAAGAACAAAAUCAACUGACAUGAUAAAAGCCUUAAAAUGUGAAAUCUCGCACAGUUUACCUGAAUCCAGGUCACGUUCUCGCCUAGAAGCACUGCACUAAUUUUCCGGAAAACCGUAUUAAUUGGAUAACAGGGACCCUGGGUGCUUUACUUAAGAUUUUAUUUUUCAUUUUCAUUAGGAUUUUGUGUCUUAGAGACAACUUUUAGGACCACCAAUAUUUGUAACGAGAUUUAUGUCACUUGUAUUUAUGUAGCCUACUGACUUAUUCAUCCCUUUAAAUAAACAUCAUUGGACUUGC
Molecule: messenger RNA, 1661 nt
Organism: Maylandia zebra (zebra mbuna)
Lineage: Eukaryota; Metazoa; Chordata; Actinopteri; Cichliformes; Cichlidae
Source: RefSeq, a predicted model, not a curated record